This is a messenger RNA of Psammomys obesus (fat sand rat), 3944 nucleotides long. It is a transcript of the gene Lime1, whose product is annotated as Lck interacting transmembrane adaptor 1. Gene Ontology annotation, cellular component: B cell receptor complex. The coding region runs from base 558 to 1796 and encodes 412 amino acids. The transcript has 9 exons. Gene Ontology annotation, biological process: regulation of canonical NF-kappaB signal transduction; B cell receptor signaling pathway; regulation of release of sequestered calcium ion into cytosol. Gene Ontology annotation, molecular function: protein kinase binding. The record is from RefSeq and is a predicted model, not a curated record. NCBI's taxonomy places the organism in Eukaryota, Metazoa, Chordata, Mammalia, Rodentia, Muridae.
AGGUGGGCUGUGGGAGUCCCAUAUGAGGCUAUUGCCUCUGUCCAGGGUCCAAGAGUACAAGAGAAGAGCAUUCUCUCUUCUCUGACCAAUUGGGUAAGAAGGCCUGUCAAUGCUCAGUAUUCACAAACAGGUGGGGUAUGCGAAGUGGAAAGGCCUUUUAGGGACACUGUCAGUGAGAAAAGCAGGCAGGCCUAACUCAAGUGGGUUUGGGGUUCAUUUCUGGUUUUUGCUGCCACAGAUAAUACAUCCAGUUGACCUGCUCUUUUCACCUCAUUAAUGAGUAUCUGCCUCAUUAGGGUGGAGGGGACUGUGAUAGUCCUUGUGAUAAUUGCCUAGUGAUGGCAAAAAGCCAUGAUGAGAUGUGAGGAAGAGAGCAGAGACUGUGGGAGCAACUGCGCAAGAGCUGUGUGGCUGCUGGGAGGUGCUCUGAGAUAUGCAGGAAGUGAGGUGAGGCGAGGCGCUCAACCAGCAGCCCACAAAGAUCUUCCUGGCUGUCUUAUGCAGACCCAGGCAGCAACCCCACAGUGGCCUUGGUGCCCCUUUUCCUGCCUCACAGGAUGAGGCCACCAGUGCCUUCAGCCCCACUAGCUCUCUGGGUCCUGGGGUGCUUCUCCCUGCUCCUCUGGCUGUGGGCACUAUGCACAGCCUGCCACAGGAAGCGAGCUCAGAGGCAACAAACUGGGCAACAGGGCAGCUUGAUACCAGUGGAAAUGUCACUGCUGAGACAGACCCAUCUCUGCUCCCUCAGCAAGUCUGACACCAGAUUGCAUGAGCUGCGCCGAGGCCCAUGCUCCAGCAUAGCCCCACGGCCUGCUAGCAUGGAUCUCCUGCAUCCACACUGGCUGGAGAUGUCCAGGGGUAGCACCAGGUCUCAGGUACUCCCGUCUGCCUUUCCACCACGGCAGCUGCCCAGGGCCCCUCCUGCUGCCCCUGCAACUGCACCUUCUCCUAUCCCUGAGGCCACUUAUUCCAAUGUGGGGCUGGCUGCAAUUCCUAGGGCCAGCCUGGCUGCUAGCCCUGUGGUGUGGGCUGGAACACAGCUGACCAUUAGCUGUGCCAGGCUUGGUCCUGGGGCCGAGUAUGCCUGUGUCCAGAAGCACAAAGGGACAGAGCAGGGCUACCAAGAAUUGCAGCAGAAGGCUAAGGUGAUCCCAGCUACUCAGAUGGAUGUCCUGUACUCCAAGGUCUGCAAGCCCAAAAGGAAAGACCCAAGACCUGUCACAGACCAGCUGGAUCCCUAUGGUGGGAGGGCAGUGCUGGCUCUUGAGAGUGGUGUGGAAUAUGAGGCCAUCGCUCUCAGGGGCCAGGAUAUGAACCAAGGUCCCUUAGAAAAUGUGUAUGAAAGCAUCAGGGAGGGCCCUUCUAUAGGUCGCAGGCUUGGAGUUCUCAGAGCUGCACCUCAGGCUGUGGACCCAGGAGCUUUGGCAACCAAGUCUGGAGCCUCAGCACAAUUUCCAGCUCCUGGGAAUAUCUCAGUGCCAGUAAAGAGAAUUCCCCCAGGAAAAGCCCAGCUGGAAGAGGUCACAGCUGCUGCAGCCCUUACAAACCUGUCUACCAGCCAACUCUGUUUGGGGACCCCAGCUGUCACCUUCAAUCCAGGAAGUCCCAAGACAGUGGGAUGCCAAGAUGUGCCAGAAAGUGUAUGGCAUGGACCACAGGGAUCUGCUGCUGGAAGAAAGCCUGCCAUCAGUUCCUUGACCGAGCCAAUCCAUGAUUGUGCUUCCCAGCCUUCUUCCCACUCCCAGCCUGAAGCUACAGCAAACCUGUGGUGGGAUUUGAUGACCCUGGACUCCUAGAGAUUGAAGGGUGACUGACUAUGCAAAGUACCUUAGAAGAAGCCAGCCUUUUGCACUAAAACCAAACUGUAUGUUGUCCUUUUGGCCUCAGGGACAGCUUGCUUCCCUAUCUGUCACUCACAGACUUGUUAAAGAUGUCAGCUGGCCUGCUAGUGCCUGUUUAAAAUGCACUUUGAGAGGUGUCAAGGGAAGGUCUCUCCUCACAUUUAAGGUAGUGGUUCCAGGACCCUGGGGCUGACAUUUUACCAUGUUAAUGAAGCUCAGGUGUCAUGUGUCUGGGCUAUACCAGUCAAGGAGAAAAAUUAAAAAGUGUGGAGUUGUUUGCUUGUUGGUUUAGUUUUCCAGAAACCAAGGUUAUCUCCUGAGGAAAGAAAUGGAAGUAGGAGGGUAAUAGGAAAUGAACAAUAAGCAAUAGGGCUGGCAGCUACCUCCACUCGGGCUGAGGUCCACAGAAGAGUACUAUUUGAAACCACACAGGAGGCAUCUGCAUGGAGCAGCAAUUUCCCAUUUUAUUUAAAGUGAUCGUUUUGCAAGAAUGUCUACACUAAUCCCAUCACAGAGAGGAAACCCACAGGCAACCUGGAGCACAUCUAGGCAGACAAGAAAUCGCAAGAACCACUAUAGAGAAGGUGAUCUUUACCUGUCUGUGGCUAUCGAGAAGCAGGACAACAGAGCAGUGAACCCCACCAAAUGAUUAUGACAAACCUCCCACAAAUAUUGAACACAUCUUCAAUACAAACACAGCUUUAUAAUAAUUAAUAUAAAGUCAAUAUAAUAUAGAUUAUCCCCAGAAAAAAAUUAACAAUCAUCUUCAAACACUGCCUUUUUUUCUUUUUGUUGACAGAUUGAAAGCAUGUUGAAAAAAAUAAAUAUUUAAGAAAAGCACACACACACAGCACCCUCACUACAAGUGAUUCUAAAAGAGCCACAUACAAAACACAAUAGGAUCUAAAAAAUAACACCACCAUUAAGUAUGGCUUUCUCAGGAGUUGUACAUGUCAUAGAAUGAGCCAAAGUAAGAUUAUCCUUCAGAAUAUUGCAAAAAGUUCCAGUUUUGCAUUUUCUCAGGUUUUGUUUUGUUGCUUGUUUUUAAAGGAAGAUGUGCAAAAUUGGAAGCAUAACUGUGGAGUCACAGCACUAUCUUAGCAGUGUCCUGUUCCACAAAACUCAGAGUCCAAAUAUACAGACUGAUCAGGAUCCAGAGACCCAUACAAAGUCGUAUCGCUUCCCCACCUCAACCUCAACAACACCCACCCCAUGGACUAUAGUUUCCACUUUGGUGUUGAAAACACCAGAAUACAGACAUACACACACAAAAAAAUACAAAAUGUGAAAUGUAAUCUACACAUUUUUCUUCUUCAUAAAAAAAUAUUUAUUAAUUUGAACAUUGAUUUAAAAAAAAAGUCACACUAAAAGAAAAAAAACUUCAAUACAUAUGUCUUUUCCCUCCAUGCCUCCUGAGAUGGAUGUGUUCAUCUGGAUCUCUAGAAUUCCACUUUCCAAUUAGAAACUGAGCCUGAACAAAGCCUGCCACAUGGCAAACGCUUGGAAGGUGGUGGGACCAGAACUGGGACCCUCAGUGUUCUGGUACAGUACUAGUUUUAAGGAAGUGCUCUGCGGCACCAACAGGAAACCCCAGAAAGGCCAGCAAAGGCAGUCUGGAAGGGGAGCCAGUCAGAGCAAGACAUCCUGAGAGUGGAGGCACAGGUGCCUUGGGAGGUGGGCCAGGGGUCCUGGGUCCUGGGCAGGACAGCCUGAGAAGUAGGGACUGAUACAAAAACCCAGAGACAGUGGUAGCAAAGGUCUGGUUUCCAAAUGCAUUUUAUAAGAAACGUAGAAAAGGCAUUUUAAAAGAGGGAGAAAGGUACUAAGUCUGAGAGCCCUCAGUGGGGCCUGACAAGGCUAGACAGUCUCAACCUGGUUUUGUUGGUAAAAGGGGUCUAGCUAUGCUGCCAUACUGGGUGGAAAAGUACUCAGAACCAGCAUGUCUCAGAGCAACUGGGCAGUGAGUGGAGGGGCACACAGCUUCCCAGGCAACUGUUCCUACAUGCUGUGUAUAAGAGAGUCCUGGUCCUGUUGCUUUUGACUGUUGUUUUGUUUAAAACAAUAAAAGCUAUGAUUCCUUCCUUCUAUAGGAAGCAACCUGCA